AGCUUCGGUUAUAUAUUUAUUUUUGAAAAUAUUAUAUUUUUUUAUAUAUUUACUUUUCCAUAAAAAAUAAACCAACAUGAAUGAUGUUCGUGACAAAGUUGUCGCCGGCUCUUCGACGUGGGAGAGUAAUGCAACUCAGAGUGACUCCUCUCCGGAAAUUCAGUCGUCACCGAGUGCCAGUGGCGAGACCCCUCAUACACCUGGAGCGCCGGUACCGCUAGCCCCACACCUAGCAGCAGAAUUACACCCUGAUUUAUUGCAGCAAGGCUGGCGAAAGUAUUGGUCCAAACGUGAGAAUAGGCCUUACUUUUGGAACAAAUUAUCUGGUGAAUCUAUGUGGGAAUUGCCUGCGGUCAAAAGAGAUUUUGAUCCUAUAACAGAUCCAUUAGGCAUUUGUCACACAGGGCCUCCAAAUGCAGGAAAUAUGACCCCAGGUGCAAAUAAAAGAAGACCAUCUGAGGACAAUGGACCUCCACCAAAGAAGUUUGUUUUGGCAGGACCGUGGGAUAUAGAGGUGCCAACUAAUGUUGUUAUAUAUGAACGGCCACCAACUAUUUGCCCCCAUCCUCAUCCAGAAAUUGAAGGGUUUAGAUUUACUUUGGCAAAUAAAUUAAGACAAUGUUAUCAAGAGCUUUGCCACACAAGAGAAAGUAUAGAUGCUCCUAAAGAUUCAUUCAAUCGCUGGUUAAUGGAAAGGAAAGUAAACGAUCAGGGUGGUUCCGAUCCACUUCUUCCUAGUCAUUGUUUUCCUGAAAUAUCACAUUCAAUGUAUGAGGAAAUUAUGAAUGACAUUCCGAUAAAGCUUACACAUCCAAAGUUCACUGGUGAUGCCAGGAAACAACUGUCAAGGUAUGCUGAAGCAGCAAAAAAAAUGAUAGAAUCAAGAAAUGCCUCUCCCGAGAGCCGGAAGGUCGUGAAAUGGAAUGCAGAAGAUACUUUUCAAUGGCUAAGGCGGACUGUGGGAGCUACAUAUGAUGACUUUCAGGAUCGUCUGGCGCACUUGAGGAGGCAAUGUCAACCUCAUUUGGCAGAAACAGUGAAAGCAUCUGUUGAAGGAAUUUGUCUCAAGAUCUAUCACUUAUCUGCUGAAUAUGCCCGAAAAAUAAGAGAAAAGCAUAGUGCUCUACUCAAGGAGAAUGGAAUACAGGAACUUCAAGCGCCACUGCAGCAGGCGGCCCUGCGCAAAGUGUGGUGUUAUCCGGUACAGUUUGCGGUGCCGGCGCCGCGCCCGCCUCUCGUGGAACAUUUCCUCGACCGCGACCAGACUUUGUUGAGGUAUCUUGGUGAAACACAGGUCCUCAAUGCAGUGUAUUUACAAAAACUGGAAUGCCUGUACCGGUACAGUUGCUUCGACGACAAGAAGUUCGAGCAGUUCCUGUCGCGCGUGUGGUGCCUGCUGCGGCGCUACGCGGCGUGGCUGGGCGCGGGCGGCGAGGCGCACCUGACGCAGAUGGCGCUGCCCGUGCCCGUCUUGGAGUGUCUGCAUCGCAGCUUCGGCGUCACCUUCGAGUGCUUCGCCAGCCCGCUCGACUGCUACUUCCGACAAUACUGCUCCGCAUUUGCUGAUACUGACUCCUAUUUUGGGUCCCGAGGACCAUUCCUAGAACUUCGUCCAGUGUCGGGAUCGAUGGUGGCACAUCCGCCUUAUUGUGAAGAGUUGUUAGAAGCGGCACUGAGACACAUGGAGAGGCUACUGCAGGAGUCUGCUGAGCCACUCAGCUUUGUAGUUAUACUACCUGAGUGGCCAGACAGACAAACACAUGCCCUGCAUAAACUUCAAGCUAGCCACUUUAAAAGAAAACAGGUGGUUAUUCCAGCUUUUGAGCACGAGUACAGACAUGGGUUCCAACAUGUGCUUACAAAGAACGAGGUGUACUUCAGAUGGGGCGGCGGCACGGUGGUGGUGUGGCUGCAGAACGCGGCCGGCUUCGCGCGCUGGGGGCCCUCCGAGGAGCGCGUGGAGGCGCUGCUGGACGCGUGGCGCCCGCGCAGCAAGCGCGCCGAGCCCGCGCCCGCGCCCGACCCCGACCCCGCGCCGCCCAGCGCCAGCCCCCGGCUCUAGCCGCCCGGGAGCGGCUUGCGAUACCGACGGUAUCUUAUUAUUUUAAAAUCUCCCUUCUCUGUUGUAUAGUUCGAUAAAAGUUUAUUAUGUUUUGAUUGUUUAUUAUAUUUUUUGAAGAAA
This is a messenger RNA of Trichoplusia ni (cabbage looper), 2182 nucleotides long. It is a transcript of the gene Pcif1, whose product is annotated as phosphorylated CTD-interacting factor 1. Gene Ontology annotation, cellular component: nucleus. Bases 77 to 2062 code for a protein of 661 amino acids. Lineage: Eukaryota; Metazoa; Arthropoda; Insecta; Lepidoptera; Noctuidae. The transcript is spliced from 7 exons. Gene Ontology annotation, molecular function: mRNA (2'-O-methyladenosine-N6-)-methyltransferase activity; RNA polymerase II C-terminal domain binding. The record is from RefSeq and is a predicted model, not a curated record.